AGUCUGCGCGUGAUGUCGGUGAUGAAGUCGCUGCUGCUGCUGCUGCCGCUGGUCUGGAGCCUUGUCACGCAGCGUGGCGGCUCCUCGCGGCUCCACCGCGGAACCGGCAACUCCAGCGUCCACACCGUGGCUCCGGACUUGGACCUGGCUCGAGUCGUGCGGCGCGUGGAGCGACGGUUCCUCUCCCUCACGAUCGACGCGAGUCUGGCCGAAGAGGAGAAGUUCAUGUACCUGCUCAGCUCUCGCAAGGUGCGGACGCUGGCCAGGGGGCUGAGCCCCGCCUUCCUGAGGUUUGGAGGAACGCGACAGGACUUCAUGGAGUUCACUCCUGCUCAGAGAGCGGGCGGCGCCGGCUCAGCUGUUCCAGGGUCCUGCGAGGACCUGCUGCCUCCAGCGGCGGAGAAGGCGCUGAAGAGUCAGUGGGCGAGGCAGCGGCUGCUCCUGAUGAAGGAAGACCUGCAGAGGCGCUACAGACGGGUCCACUUCACAGAGUCCACCGUGGAGCUCCUGCACUCCUUCAGCAACUGCUCGGGCUUCCAUCUGAUCUUCGGGCUGAACGCGCUCCUGAGGAGGCGGGACAACAGCUGGGACGCCAGCAACGCGCGCUCGCUGCUGAGCUACUGCGAGUCCCGCCGCCUGCGCAUGUCCUGGGAGCUCGGCAAUGAGCCCAACAGCUACGAGAAGAAGGCAGGCAUCCGGGUGGACGGGCGGCAGCUGGGCCUGGACUUCACCCGCCUGCGCCACCUGCUGUGGGAGUCCCAGUUCUACCGGGACACAGCGUGCUUGUACGGCCCAGAUGUGGGGCAGCCGCGGGACCACCGAGUCGACCUCUUGACUGGGUUCCUCCAGACGGGCGCAGACGCGGUGGACGCCGUCACCUGGCACCAUUACUACGUCAACGGCAGAGACACGUCCCUGGAGGACUUCCUGGACCCAGAAGUGCUGGACAGUCUGCAGUGGAAGAUCAGGGAGGUGCUGCAGACAGCGAGUCGGGCCAGGAAACCCGUGUGGCUGGGGGAGACCAGCUCGGCCUACGGAGGCGGAGCCCCGGGACUGUCGGACACGUUCGCCGCCGGCUUCAUGUGGAUGGACAAGCUGGGACUGGCCGCCAGGUCUGGCCUGGACGUGGUGAUGCGGCAGGUUCUGAUCGGCUCAGGAAGCUACCACCUCAUCGAUGACGACUUGAACCCUCUUCCUGACUACUGGCUGUCGCUGCUCUACAAGCGUCUGGUGGGACCCGAGGUUCUGUCGGUCCGGGGCCUGGACUCGGGCGAGAGUAGACGAGUGCGCGUCUAUCUGCACUGCGCCCGCAGACCCAGUUACAGGGCCGGCGCCGUCACUCUCCUGGGCCUCAACCUGAGGGCGCACCUGAGCAGGAUCCAGCUGCCGCCGCCGCUCUGCUCCAGCACGGUCCAGGCCUUCGUCCUGCAGCCGGGAGAGGCGGCGCUCCACUCCAGACAGGUGAAGCUGAACGGAGGCGUGCUGAAGAUGGUCGACGACCAGACCCUGCCGGAGCUGAAGGGGCGUGUCCUGCCGCCGGCCGAGCAGCUGCUGCUGCCCGCCUUCUCGCUGGGCUACUUCGUCUUCGCGGAGGCCGCGGCGCCCGCCUGCCUGUGACGUCGCCGCCGCCCCGGGUCACGUGGUCCGGAUUCAGUCGCUCACAGGCGCCGGUGCUGCCGCCGAGUGGCUCGACGGUGCGUAGCAGCUCGUGAGGUUGUCUCGCGUAUUAUCGUCCCUGGCAGUUGCGAUUGACAGUUUCCGCCGUGAUCUGUGAGAAAGCAAAGUGGGAGGCACAAGGUUUGCGGGGAGAAACCGAUCUACUAUUAAACACUUGAACGUGGUGAGACAUGAGAGCACAGCCGUGCGAGUGGCAUCCGUGUUUCGCGUGAGGGGAUUUAUGGAAAGUGGAGGAUAAAGACGCGCAUAUCGUCUACAUUUAACCAAGGUCAAGUCCGCGCCGAAACGAAACCACUCGCAAAACGCAAUUCCACAGUGCUCGUGUGAUGCGAGUAUUACGGUAAUGCCAAAGCGAAGCCGAUUUCAACAUUAAAGACACAGAAAUAUACCGUGUCGUUUUAGAAACUCCAACUGAUUGGUCCCGUGGAAGACAUCCGGGGGAUUCAUGAACGACACAAUAACAGAAUGCGGCGGUGACUUCCACGAGUGUGGGUCUAGACCAGUGGCGUGGUGGUCCACCGGAGGGAUUCUCCCAAAUAUCAAGAUGUACACGUCCACAUUCAAUAAGUUUUCAAAGUGCUUUUACUUUGAAAUGACACAGGAACUUGCGCGCUAACUUCCUGUGCGUCUUCCAAUUUGUUGGAUUUUCUAAACAAUACGGUAAUUUCCCGUUGAAAUCAGCUUGGCUUUGGCAUUACCGUAAUCCUCGCCUUGCACGAGCACUGUGCAACUGCGGAGUUUGGGCGCGGCCUUGGACUGCGGCGGUGACGUUCAGGCCAAACUACAGACGGGUGAGGUUCCGUCGGACCUCGAGCCUUAGAUGUGUGAUAGACGGCCAUGUUCAAAGCCCACGGUUUAAUGACGCCUCCCAACCCGGAUGUAGAAAGUCAUUCACAAUAAAUAAAAAAAAACAAAGCACAUCAGCACAAGACGGUGAAAACAUGCAAGUCAACGCAUGCGCGUGUACGUGUCCGAGCCGUCGCCCCCGGAUGACGUAACCAGUGUCACAUGGGCCGACUUAACGCCCAUGUACAUUGUUUAUGUACACAAAUGAUGAACCGAGUGGGUGAAUCCGGCCAUUUCGGUUGAUACUUUCUGUUUUCUAAAUCUACGGCAGAAGCCCCCUGUUACAGCACGUCGCUGAUGUCUGGGAUGAAACAUAGAUACACGACCAUGGAAAUAAAACCUCCAGAAGUCCGCUCACGGCGCUUUACUUUUCCGGUGACCUCACCAUUCCACGAAAACAUUGGCUACAUUCUUCGACGCGGCGGGUGCAGCAGUGUUUCGUGACGUGACAUGUUCGCCUGCACAGUCACGUGAAGAGUGCGUCCAAUGUGGAGCGCCUCACCGUGUGGUGCAGCAGCGCCACCUCCAGGGAGCAGAGCGGCCUGCCGCGCCUCUUCAGGAGCUGUGUGUCUCCAGGAGCCAGAGACGUGCAGGUGGGAUCAGAGCCUUCGACCCUUCUCACCCUGGACAUGGACUGUUUGUUCCUCUUCCCUCUGGCAGGAGGCUGCGCUCCAGAACCUCCCGUCACAGGAACAGCUUCUUCCCCUCGGCCGUCACACUGUUGAAUUCGUGAUCAGCCUUGUUGUUGUUGUUGUUGUUUUUUAUUUGACUGACAGCACUUUAUUCCAAAGCGCUUUCCUACUUGGUGGGACCCCACUGACCACGGCGAUAAAGCAGAUUCUGAUUCUCGUUCCUAGUCUGGCGAAGUGACGUCACCGGCAAAGUGACGCCUCGUGAACAAACUUCUGCGUGUUUACACCGUUAGUUAUGUACUUCGUGUCAGACAUCGAAGGCGAGCCGCAACAAAUGGGCUGACGUUGGUCUGUACAUUAAAAAGCUCUACGUGUCAGACGUCAUCAGUUUUCAGCAAAGAGAACUGAAACGUACCCUACUUCCGGGGUAGGGACCGAAGCCCGGAAGCCCCGCAGAGAGAGCAUUUCAGGAGUAAAUGAUUGACCGUACUCAAACUAAAAAAUAUACAUAUAUGUAUCCUUGAGUUUAAAUCAGAAUUGACUUCGUUGCUGUACGGAGUUAUAUGCGAUAUUCGAGCCCGCCACCGCAUGUGGUUGUGUUUUAUUUUGAAGGUGUGACGGAAACGUUAGGGCCCUUGAGGUGAGAAUAGAUUGCGCCUGUGGGAUUCAUCUGCCACGAAAUGAAAAUGGACUGUGAUUAACAUUGCAUUUCUAUGAACACACAGCGCUACUGACAACAGUCUCGCGUCAGUGAAUACUCCUUUCAUCCUAAGCCAUAGCGUCUGGUCACCAGUAGGUGGCAGCAGCGCCACGCUGCGGGCGCGCGGCUCGAUGGUGGCCCCGCCCACCCCGUAGACACGCGUGGGUCGGCGGCGGAGGAGAAACUUCUCAAGGAGUUGGAACACAAACACGCGGCUCAUGACGUCAGCAGCCGCCU
Messenger RNA from Synchiropus splendidus (mandarinfish), 4092 nucleotides. It is a transcript of the gene hpse, whose product is annotated as heparanase. Gene Ontology annotation, molecular function: hydrolase activity, acting on glycosyl bonds. The record is from RefSeq and is a predicted model, not a curated record. The transcript is spliced from 12 exons. Lineage: Eukaryota; Metazoa; Chordata; Actinopteri; Syngnathiformes; Callionymidae. Gene Ontology annotation, cellular component: membrane; extracellular matrix. Bases 13 to 1617 code for a protein of 534 amino acids.